Molecule: messenger RNA, 2071 nt
Organism: Cydia strobilella
Lineage: Eukaryota; Metazoa; Arthropoda; Insecta; Lepidoptera; Tortricidae
Product: proton channel OtopLc-like
Exons: 10
Coding region: 172-2049 (625 amino acids)
Biological process (GO): proton transmembrane transport
Cellular component (GO): membrane
Molecular function (GO): proton channel activity
Source: RefSeq, a predicted model, not a curated record
CACAAGGUGAUGCGAACAGUGUGCUGUAGGCGCUAGCAGAACCAACAACGCCGCGCCACUGUUUAAGCCCUAAGUAAUUAAAAUCGAUUCCUGUUAAUUGGUUCAAUCGAGAGGCGAUGCGUGAUCUGAAAAGCCGGAUGCAAUAAAAAUUGAAUCUGCGCCAGGCGGUCCAUGGCGAAAAAUAAAGAGAAAUCCAAUCAAAAUGCAGCUAAGGAGUGGCGGGAGAGGUCUGAGCCGCUCCUUGCCGUGCCUGAGGAUGAAAGAGAGCUCCCACCACACUCGCUGCCGCGGCUGAGCGUCGUGCCGCCCUGCAGCCGCAGCUCCAGCGUAGACCCACUACCCUCGAAGCAACAACGGGCUCUGCUCUCGCAUGGCGACGAAUCAAUGACGGUGGUGUUGUCAGCAUUUUAUGCAAAACUAUUAAUAGUUUUAGGAGUGGCGCUGCCUAUUACAAGUACUAUACAGGAUGAACUUUACACUAAUUUCACCUCGGACAUUUUUACUAUUUAUUUAUACGUGGUGAGCAUGUCGUUUUUGGCAUACACAUUCUGCCACCUAAAAAUGGCAAAGAAGGAAAGCGAUGAGAACGCAGCCCGCUCCCGCUACGGGAGCUUCUACUUGCACAUGGGCGUGGCGGGGUUCUCUGUCGGUUCCAUCAUCUACUCGUGCCUGCAGGUCGGUGGCUACUUCGACCUGGGCGGGGACUGCCGCCUGGUCAUCGUCGCCGUCAAGCCGGCGCUCCGGAUACUCUUCAUGGUCGCUCAGACUGUCUUCAUAUUUUCGUACACCGAUAUAUUGGACCCGAUGCGAGGCGUAGUGUUGGACAGGUUCGGCUUAAUGCACUUAAUCGCUACGAACGUGUGUGAAUGGCUGAACGUCGUCAUCCAGGAGACGAGGGACGACAUAAUUGCUGUCGCAUACGACCGGCCGCCGCUCCUCCGAUACGCCAAUAUAAGCGGACCCUCGAAACUGGUCAUAGUCGACCGACGAGACAACGUUACCUUCAUAAAGCAACAUUACAAAAAUAAUGGAACUUCAUUAGAAUUGUACGACAACAUUACGAUCAAAAAUGAGACGUGGCAGUGUAACGUCUCCGAUAUGAUUACACCAUUAAUUAGAAACGUGAACCCCUAUUUGAGGCCAUGCGGUGUAGAAUACAGCCUGCUCUGCUCUAUAAUCAUUGUUGUCAUUUGGAAUGACAUCUGCACAGUGCCGGGAUCGAAAUCAAUGCCAACGCGGUCAGUAAACCAUUCCCCAAGUAGGGAUCCUAAACAAACGCUCUUGCGCAUGAAGUCUAGCAACCACUUCUCGGUGGACUGCGGUAGCACGCACAGGGGGCUGUUCAUGGGCGUGGCCGUGCUGGCCGGGACCAUCGUCAGCCUCAUGCUGUUCAACGGCCUCUUCCAGAAUAAGAAACACGUGGAAGUCGCUUUACUACAGAUCAACGUGUGGGAGACGAUCUUGUUUCUCCUGAUGGGUGCGGGGUCGGCGGCGUGCAUUCGGCGCAUGCGCACGCUGCCGCUGCGCCGCGUCGCCGCCGCCAUGCCGCUCGAGCACGCGCUGCUGCUCGUCACGCAGUGCGGCGUGUACCUUUACUACCUGUUCCAGAUCAUCGGGGCCGGCUUCCUUAUACAGCGGUACCCGGAAGGCCGGAGGGCUACAAGGAUCUUGUCGCCUCUAUGCGCGGUGAUCCAGAGCUCAUGCCAGACGCUGCUGGUGCUGGACGCGUGGUCGCGGCGCUGCGCGGACGGUGGCCCGCGCGCCGGCCGGCAGCUCGUCACCUUCCUGCUCGUUGGCAACUUUGCGCUCUGGCUGCUCAACAGGGUGAAGAACGCCAGAGCAGAGUUCCAUCCACUGCAAAUGGAGUUUUACGGAGUGUGGGCCUGGACCUUGAUCACCCACGUGUCGGUGCCGCUGCUCGUGUGCUACAGGUUCCAAGCCACUGUCUGCUUUUACGAAAUAUGGAAAAACUCUUAUAAGAGGCAAAAAGAACUGCACGACACCGAUUUUGAUCAAGAUCAAGAAUUAAAAACAUAUCACAUAGCCUAAAAUAAACCAUUACACGAAUUGA